UAUUCUGACAGACUGGUUGGAGAUUUUCUGGUCAUCCAAAAAAUUAUUACUCUAUAAAUAUAGAUGAAUGCAAGGUAUUUGAACUCAGAAACACCAAACACAACAUUUUAUCAUUAGGCCUCACUAGCCAAUUGAAGCUCAAAAUGGCACAGCUUCCAUGCAUGGGAGACAAAGAUAUUGAGCUUUUGAAUUCUCAAACCCACAUAUGGAACAACAUCUUCAGCUUCAUUAAGUCAUCAUCCCUGAAAUGUGCAGUUGAGCUAGGCAUACCAGAUAUCAUCCACAAACACGGUCGACCUAUGACCCUCCUUGAAUUGGUGGACGCUAUCCCAAUCAACAAGGCAAAAGCCGGCCAUCUUGCUCGUCUCAUGCGCACAUUAAUUCAUUCUGGCUUCUUCCUCCAAACCAAUAUUCAGGGGAGUGAAGAAAGGAAGGAUGGUUAUGCUCUCGCCCCACCUUCCACACUCCUACUUAAAGAUAACCCCAUCAGUCUGAGACCUUUCUUGCUAUCCAUGCUUGAUCCUAUUCUAACGCAACCGUGGAACCAUGCCCGCGAGUGGUUUCAAAACGAUGACCCCACCCCUUUUGAUACGGCUCAUGGGAUGACGCUAUGGGACUAUGCUGGCCACCAACCGGAGUUUAACCACAUGUUUAACGAGGCCAUGGCCAGUGAUGCCCGGCUAGUUAUGAAUGUGGUGGUUAAAUAUUGCAAGGGAGUGUUUGAGGGGUUGAAUUCACUUGUUGAUGUUGCUGGUGGCACUGGAACUGUUGCAAGAACCAUUGCUGAUGCUUUCCCGGAUAUGAAGUGCACUGUGUUUGAUCUGCCGCAUGUGAUCCGAGACUUGGAAGGGACUAAGAACUUAGACUACGUUGGAGGGGAUAUGUUUGUGUCCGUUCCUCGUGCAAAUGCGCUUUUUCUUAAGUGGAUAUUGCAUGAUUGGAACGACGAAGAAUGCGUGAAAAUAUUGAAGAACUGUAAGGAAUCAGUUCCGAGCAAAGAAAAAGGAGGGAAGGUUAUUAUAAUAGACAUGGUGAUUGACAACGUGAGAAAAGACGAAAAAUCAUUUGAAACUCAGGUUUGCUUUGAUACCAUGAUGUUGAGUAUAUUGAGAGGAAGAGAGAGAGCAACAAACGAUUGGGAGAAACUGUUUUCAGAUGCUGGUUUCAGUGAUUAUAAAAUAAUUCCAAUCUUGGGACUAAGGUCUAUCAUUGAAGUUUAUCCUUAGAUAUGCAUGAACCAUUGGACAACCCUGCGGCAUCUGCAAGAAGUGGAGAAGAAUAGCAUUCCAUGCAUAAUAAUACACUGCAAUAAUUGGCUGCAAGAAGGCACAUGAAAUAAUGUUUGCUUUUUUUUUUUUUUUUUUAAUGGAUGAAAAAAAUGAUGGUGUAUGUCUUAGCUGAAAAUAAUUCCACUUCUUAAAUAUUGUUGUGGUGAUUUAUAUUUGUAAUGUAUGAAUUGUUGGGUACGUGUAUAUGACUUAUGAGUCAAUAAUUGAGUAUAUUUAAGCAUUUUA
This is a messenger RNA of Ipomoea triloba (trilobed morning glory), 1514 nucleotides long. Its product is annotated as probable O-methyltransferase 3. The record is from RefSeq and is a predicted model, not a curated record. The transcript is spliced from 2 exons. NCBI's taxonomy places the organism in Eukaryota, Viridiplantae, Streptophyta, Magnoliopsida, Solanales, Convolvulaceae. Gene Ontology annotation, molecular function: protein dimerization activity; S-adenosylmethionine-dependent methyltransferase activity; O-methyltransferase activity. Gene Ontology annotation, biological process: methylation. The coding region runs from base 144 to 1226 and encodes 360 amino acids.